AUGGGUGCCUUCUUUUUCCGAUCCACGACUGAAACCACCACAAGCAGCACUUCCGCCGCCGGCGGCGACGGCGGUAAAGGCGACAUCCGCGGAGCGCUCGGCGUUGCCCCCGUCUUCUCUUUCACCGGCGUUGCUCCCGCUCCGCGAACGGCCACGAACCACCGAUCUGACGUUGCCGCGGGUGCGGGUGCUGGCGCGGGUGCUGGUGAAGGUGGUAGUCCUGGUGGUAGUACUGCCGCCCACGGCACGAAGACAAUCUCCCCGCCCGGUCUGUCGCUGCUCUCGAUCAGCACCGUCGCUAACGAGCAGGGUCACAACGUGAAGGCCUCGAGCCUUCCACCGGCGGCAUCGACAAAAAGUAAGGCAGCACAGCCCGGCGCCGACGGGGGGGGGCAAGGGUCGCUGCCCGCCGCCACCGGUGUGCCCCCGGGGAAGCGAGUCGAGUCGAAACGCUCCAAAGACGCCGAUAGCCCCGAAGUUUGCGUUGUGUUGGUUCGCCGUUCCAGGAACGGCAGCAUUGGCCGCCGUGGCAACGGCAUCAUCGGCGCAACGCCUGCCGAGGCUUUCCCGGUGGAGCACCAACCCCGCGUCGCUGCUUCACGGAGGCCCUCCGCGGGCAAAGAGGGCGGCGUUGGUGUUGCUAGCGGUGGCCGUGGAGGUGGCGGUAUUGCGGCGGGCGGAGGAGCCACCGCGUCCGUUCCACGGUGCGGGAGGGCGGGUCCCACGAAAGCCGGAAAGGGCAAGGGGAGGGCGAAGAAGCGGUCUGCUUGGGGAGGGAAGGACUGGGGCGGGCAGGCAGUGUCUCAGAGGGCCAAGGACGAAAUCUUGGCGGGGGUAUCCUUGUGGAGCGUAUCGCAAGACGGCACCUUGGUCGGGGAAGAUGGCAACCACUUCUUCUGCAGGUGGGCACGUGACCGGAGUGUCUGCGGCGAGUCCGGCGACAUCACCUGCUGCGACGAGUGCCCCCGGGUGUUCCACGAGGAAUGCCUCCCGAUCGGUACGAAUAGCCACCUUGCCGCCCACCACCAAACGGAGAAAGACCCGUGGUACUGCCCGUCCUGUACCGACGCCGGACGGGUCAAUCUGGUAGCCGGGAGAGAGCCUAAUUGGACCCCGGAGGAUCGCGCACGGAUGGCCAAACGCGAGGAGACCAGGGUGAAGAAACCCCACAAGGCCAGACCGCAGUCUUCCCUGGAAAAGGCCGGUGAGGGUGGCGCGCGGUGGGAGGGACCGUCGCCUCUGACGAUCUCACCGUUGACGACAAGCGGCGAAAAGAAAGCCAGAUGCAAGAACCCGAAGCGUACGGCGGCGGCGGCGGCAGCAGCAUCCGCGGUGUCGUUGACGGUGGUCAACAUCAACGCUGUCGUUGACCCGCCGUGCUACAUCAGUCGGGCCGAAGUCUUCUCCCCCGAGCUGGACAACCUCCUCCUGCGCUCCCUGCUGUACGAAGAGAAGUACGUGCACAUCGUCGCGAGGCACGCCAUCAGAAGGCCGAGGCCGCGGAAUCGGACGCCUUCUCAUCAGCAGAAGGCCGCCGCCCGCGAUGGCGGCGGGCCCCUGGACCUGGGACGGAAGGAGGGAGGGGUGCCUCCAACGACGGGCAGCGUCCCGGGGGACGGCGAAGACGCCAGCAACCGGAGGGGGCGAACGGACGGCAACAAAAGAAAGGCCGACGAGGAGAUCGGAGCGCUGGCGGCGCACCUUCCCCUCUCGCGCCGAGCCGGGAAGAGGCCGAAGCACCACGCCUACACCGACAAGCGGAGGCUCGGGGCACCCUUCGCCGGAGCGCUUGGCCCGGCCAGGGUCUUCGACGGCACAGCGGUGAGCUUCGGCGCUCGCGCGACGGGACCCUUUCGCGCUGGCCUAGCGGCUACCAUGGUUGAGAUGGGGCUCGUGCCGAGCGAGGUAGCGACAGAAGCGGGGUACCCGGAGUUCGCCGAGGAAGAGCGCUCUCUCACCCAACAGGCCGAGAAGAGGGACGCGGCGGCGGGGGCGGAGGGUUCGUCGAGAGUGUUCGGUUCUGCGGGAGAUGGCUGGCGGUCGCGCGUGCCGUCGCCCGACCUCAAGAUCGGUGCGUUCACCUGGAAGCCGCAACCCGAAAAGAGUGGCAUUGAGGAGGGACAAACGGUGGGGGAAGUAGAUACGGCGUGCGGAGCGAGCAAUAGCGGCGACCACAGUGGCACUAGCGAAGGCUUCCCGGCGCAAGACACCGAGACACCGCGUGACGGCGGCGACGGCGGCGCCGGUGGCCGGGGGAAGACCCGAGCCGGCGGUAGGGUGAGUGACCACAUGGAUGUGGGCGGGGACGAGAGAGGCGGGGUGCAGCAUGGCGCCGGAGGGUCCGGGACGGGGCAGGGCAGCGCUGGCUCGGGGAGUGUGCCGAUUUAUGCGUGUGGAACCCCCUCGUCGACCGGCAGCAACGACGGAGGGGCCGGCGGCGGAGGCAGCAAGCUGCGGAAGGAAAAACAAGACGACGCGCCACCCACUGCGAUUGCAAGCACUGCCGGCGGCGGCGGCGGCGACAACGAAAAAAACACUCUCGGGAAGAACGAUCCCCUGCGCAAGGAGAACCGCAUGUGGAAUCUGAAGCACAUGCGAGCGACCCGAGAGGGCAAGAUGGACGUGUGCGCGUACUGCCGAUUGCACCCGGACGGCGGCCUCAUGGUCUGCUCCACCCCGGAGCUCGCGAAGAAUCACUCCUUCUGCUUCCCGUGCUUGAAGAGGAAGAAUGGCAUCAAACUGUCCGAUCUCACCGGGGGCGACGUGAAGUGGUUGUGCCCGCCGUGCCUAGAGCGCAAGGCGCGCCCCAAGCGCAACCCUCACCCGUCUUCAACCCUUGGCGGGGCGGCGCGGGCCGGAGACGGAGUUCCCACGAGUGCCGACGGCCCCGCCCCGAGGCGGGGGAGGGGUCAGCCGGCGGGCGGCGGGCGUUCCAGAGAGCCUGACCGCGGCGUUGCCGGCGCGGGCAAAGCGGACGUGAAGCGGUCGUCGUCGUCCUCCUCCUCGUCGGGCAAGCUGCCGGCGGCCGCUGCUCCGCGGGAGAAAGAAGUGCAUCGCCAGGCGGCUUCGGGUCUGGCUGCGAGGGUCUUACAUACCUUCCGCUCAGCGAACAGCGGGAGCGGAGGGGUAGACGCCACUAAACCCCGCCGCGAUGGCACACCUCUUGGAGUUGUUAGCGGUGGCGGUGGCGGUACUAGCGGCGGUGAAGCUAGUGGAGGUUGCAAGAGCGUUGGGAGCGGCAAGAGCGGUAGGCGGCGUACUACCGGCGGCGGUACCUCUGGUGGAGCUGAUGGCGGUUCAAGCGGCAGCGGCGGCGGCGGCGGCGGCGGCGGCAGUAGCAGUGGUACGAGCGGCCGCAGCACGUCGCGUGGAGCUGGCGAGGGUGGUAGUGGCGGUGGUCCUAGAGGCGGCGGUCUUGCCGGUGUGUGGGAGGUACAAGCUCUUCCCGGCCAGCUGCCGAUCGAACGGCGGCGCCUGCUGCGCAUGGUGGCCACGUUCGCGCUCGACCGUCUCCAGCAGCUGGACCCGCUGAACCUGUUCAAGGACCCCGUGCCCGACGGCGUAGAGGGGUACGCGGAGGAGAUCGAGUACCCGAUCGAUUUCUCGACCAUCCGGCGGCGGUUGCAGUGGGAGGUGUAUGGGUCAAUCCACCAGCUCGCCCUGGACGUGCAGCUGCUGUGCGCCAACGCGAGGACCUUCAACGAUCCCGGCACUGUCUACCACACGGCGGCCGGGGACGUUCUCAAGGGAGCGGAACGGAUCUGGCCCCAGGCACAGGCCCUCCUGGACCGCCUCACCUCCGCCGAGACCGAGGCCUCCCGGCACAACAUUAUGGGCCCCGCUGCCUCCUCCGACGCCUGGCCGCUCGACGGGCCAUUCGCCGGAUUCGAGCUCACCCCGGCCAACGAGGACGCGUACUACAUGCACGUGGCCAUCAGACGCGCUUCCGCGGCCGCUCGCGCCCGCGCGGAGCAAGAGACAGGGGAGCAAGAGACAGGGGUGAGUGGAGGGGGCAAGAAAAGGAGAGCCGACGGAGGGGCGGGGGGGCGCCGGGGGAGGGUCAAGGCGACUGCGGUCGAGGUAGCGGUGGCGGUGGCUUCGAGCCCGGCGCUGCUGUACACCCGCCGGGUGAUAGGCGAGGAGGAGAGCGCGUUGAGGGAGUCGCUGUCAUUGUACAGGGCUGACUGCACCGACAAGGCUCUGAGGCUCUUCGUCGAGAUCAUGAGGAUGGUGAAGAAGCCGGGAGGAUGGAAGCAGAAACUGUGGAAGGGAGACAAGUUGGAGCUGCCACUGUUUGGGAUUCCAAGGGACAUGACGAGGAUAGAGUUCAAGAACUGUUGUGACAGGGAGGGACUGCACUGCCUAGCAAGGGGACAAGUAGGCAGAGAACAUGAACACGUCCGGGUGAAAUUGACCAAGGGAGACAGCCAAGAGUGCUUGGGGGUUGAUAUCGAGAAGCUGUCGAACUACGUAAGGAAAUUUGGAUGGAGGGUUUGUAUCGCGAACAUGAUAGAAACAGAGAAGGGCAGUCGAGCAAGCAAGUCAGAAGAAGUCCGAGAAGAAGCGGAAGGCGAACGGUGGCGGACGGUCGGGAGCGCCAAGUGUGAAGCUAUUCACCUCACCACCUUGCACAAGCGCAAGGCACACACGCUCCCGCUGCCCACUCCCGUUACCCGGCAGUUUGCCGCCCCGGACGGAGAGUUCCUUUCCCACACGCCCGUCCGUCAGUCGGUGCCCAGAGGCCCCAACCCCAGCCUCAGGGGAAAGGUUAAGUCCGAGGCUGCGAAGGUGGUGGUUCCCGAGUGGAAAGUGCUGCAGGCGGCCCACGGGGCGAGGCAGCGGUUCGGGGAGGAAGCGGCGCGGCACAUGCGCGCGUUCCGGGGCCUGCUGAAGGAGGAAGGCAUUAACCUCAGUAUGUAGCUAUCCCCCCGCAGCGCGUCUAUGUGUCUGGCAAACUCAAAAACCAAUCCAUCUGUGAGGUUUCAGUAUGUAGCUAUCCUCACUCAACAUUUCUAUGUGUCCGGCAAUCUCCAAUACAAAUCAACCUGUGAGGUUUCAGUAUGUGUCUUUCCUCACUCAUAGCGUCUGUGUCCGGCACUAUCCAACAUCACU
This is a messenger RNA of Ectocarpus sp. CCAP 1310/34, 5112 nucleotides long. The record is from the annotation of a GenBank genome assembly. Lineage: Eukaryota; Phaeophyceae; Ectocarpales; Ectocarpaceae.